GGUAACCAUAGCGACCGUCAAUAACGUCCUGAUAUAUCCUUUUCCUGUUUCUCUCUCACUAUUGAAGACAUCAUAGAAAACGUGUCUUCACUUCAAUUCACUGACCAAUUGAUCCCAAAGUAGUGGACAGUUUGCCGAAGACUCGCAGCGAUGGGCGCUUAUAAGUACAUUCAGGAGAUCUGGCGCCACAAGCAGUCGGAUGUGAUGCGCUUCCUCUUGAGGCUGAGGUGUUGGCAAUACAGACAGUUGAAUGUCAUCCACCGCUGCCCCCGACCCACGCGCACGGAGAAGGCCAGACGUCUGGGAUAUCGGGCCAAACAGGGAUUUGUUGUCUAUCGGGUCCGCAUCCGAAGAGGUGGCCGCAAGAAGCAGGUGCCCAAAGGUGCCACUUAUGGUAAGCCGAAGAAUCACGGCGUGAAUGAGCUGAAGCCCCGCCGCAACCAUCAGGCCAUCGCCGAAGAGCGCGUCGGCCGUCGUGUGGCCAAAGCCCUACGCGUGUUGGGCUCGUAUUGGGUGACACAGGACUCGUGUUUCAAAUACUUCGAGGUGAUUUGCAUCGACCCGUUCCACAAGGCUAUCCGUCGCGACCCGAAGGUGAACUGGAUCUGCGCGCCCACACAGAAACACCGUGAGCUCCGGGGGCUGACGAGCGCCGGCAAGAAGCACAGAGGACUCGGCGGACGCGGUCACGGCUACAGCAAAGUGAUCGGCGGCUCCCGUCGGGCCAAUUGGCGCCGAAGACAGAUAUUGCAGUUGCGACGAAAGCGUUAAAUCACUUGAUAUUGUUUUUGUGCCGAUUUUUAUGAUAAUCUUUUCGUUUCGGAACUGUAUUUCGGAAUUAAUUAAUAAAAUUAUUAAUUUUUCUCGUGA
This is a messenger RNA of Medioppia subpectinata, 870 nucleotides long. The record is from the annotation of a GenBank genome assembly. NCBI's taxonomy places the organism in Eukaryota, Metazoa, Arthropoda, Arachnida, Sarcoptiformes, Oppiidae.